Trichoderma reesei QM6a is the source of this 1038-nucleotide messenger RNA. RefSeq lists its product as uncharacterized. The transcript has a single exon. The coding region runs from base 1 to 1038 and encodes 345 amino acids. Lineage: Eukaryota; Fungi; Ascomycota; Sordariomycetes; Hypocreales; Hypocreaceae. The record is from RefSeq and is a predicted model, not a curated record.
AUGAAGUCUAUUCUUCUUGCUGCCACGGCCGCCACGGCUGUUGCCGGUACCAGUCUUCUUGAGCUGGGCCUCAACGUCGACAUGUUCAACACCAUCGACCUCGGUGCCGACCUCAAGCUUCACCUGCCCCAGGGCCUCCAGCUGCCGGCCGCUGCGGCGGAGAAGCCCUCUGCCAACCCUCCCCCCGGCCACGUCAACGUCUGGCACCCCAGCCACCACGGCGUCGUGAUUGACCAGUGCGACGACGAGGACAGCGAUGGCUGGCACUGGGUUCACCCUUGCGGCGACAGCUGCAAGCCCGAGCAGCCCGAGCAGGUCUGGACCACCAGCACGGUCAGCGUCACCUCGAUGCACACCGUCAUCAGCUGCGCUCCCACCGUCACCAACUGCCCUGCCAACGGCAAGCAGACCACCACCGUCGUCGUCCCCGAGACCGUCACCAUCUGCCCCGUCGAGGCUGCCAAGACCAGGACCGCCAACCAGACGCCGGCCCCGUCCUCGGCCGGCUACCCCUCGGCCGCCUCCUCGCCGGCCAACUCUCCCGUCCCGACCAACACCGCCGUCGUCACCCUGAGCACGCAGACGCUCCCUGCUACCGGCCCUGCCGGCGGCCCCUCGGGCUACCCGGUCCCUGGCAGCUCCGCUCCCGCUCUCACUGCCCCCCCUGCCGUCCCCAGCGGCCCCGCGUCGGCUCCCCUCGCCUCCUCCGUCCCGGCCUACCCCGUGCCCGGCAACAGCUCGGCCCCGGCCUACCCCACCUCCGCCUACUCUCCUCCCGCUCAGUCUUCGCCUGCCGGCUCCCCCUCUGCCCCCGCUGCUCCGGCCUACAGCGCCCCUGCUGCUCCUCCCGCCCCGGCUAGCCCUGCUGGAGGCUGCAGCGGCGCCUACUGCCCUCCUCCCCCUGCCGGCACUGCUCCCAGCGCCGCUCCUCUCCCUACCGGCAACGGCACCGUUCCCCUGCCCAACGGCGCCGUCAGCCGCACCCAGGGCGCCGGCAUGGCUCUCUUCGCGGGUGCCGUUGCCGCCCUGUUCCUGUAA